This is a messenger RNA of Conger conger (European conger), 10059 nucleotides long. RefSeq names its product ectopic P-granules autophagy protein 5 homolog (C. elegans) (gene epg5). Bases 185 to 8041 code for a protein of 2618 amino acids. Lineage: Eukaryota; Metazoa; Chordata; Actinopteri; Anguilliformes; Congridae. Gene Ontology annotation, cellular component: cytoplasm. The record is from RefSeq and is a predicted model, not a curated record. The transcript has 45 exons. Gene Ontology annotation, biological process: autophagosome maturation.
GUUCCUGGAACAAAACAAAACAAACAGAAUGGCAAGUGUCAACCCAAAGGAGACGUGUAUGCGCUAGCCACAUUUGCUUGAACUGUAUUUGACUAUGAAUAGCUGAAGAGGAAAAAGCAUUCUGACGUCAGAAAAGUACCUGAGACGCUGGACUGGCAGUUGUCAUGAGAAUACAUACGCAAAGAUGGCGGAAGCGGUGAGACCCAAGAAAACCAAGUCAAAACACAGGCAGAAGUCCCAGGAGAGAAAGCAGAAAGAGGUUGAUGGUGGUAGGAGAGCAGGGCAGCUAGCGCCUCUUCCUGUGGCCCCCCUGCGACUCAAACGGAUAAGAGCCCCCCAGCCCAGCGAUAACUUCACCGACAUCCCCCUGAGCCUCACGAUCAAUGACCCCCCCGCUGUGGAGCCGAAGGGCCUAUCCCACAGUGCACUGCAGUUAUCAAACCCGGCUGGAGCGGAGAGAGAGGAUAGCGGGGGGGCGAGCGAGGAGAUCACAGGGACUCUCCCUGGAAAAGGGGGCUCACUCCAGCCCACGGACAGUGUUGAGGCCAGGCCUGAAAACACUGAAGAUGAUGUCAUCAACGAGGAGCCACCUAAGCCAUUGCAGCCGGAGCUCUAUGAGGAGAAGGCCUUGGACUACAAGUUUGACCUGUCUGAGAAGGCCUUGGACUACAAGUUUGACCUGUCUGAGAAGGCCUUGGACUACAAAUUUGGCUCAUCUGAGAAGAUGGCCCCAGAAUCCAGCGUUACUCCUCGUCUGUACCCCUCCCUCCCGGCCCCCUCCUCGGAGCCCCAGCUCCUUGUGGUGGAGGAGGAUGAGUGCCCCUCUGGCUGUGAGCUGGUGGACCCCUCCCUGGUCCCCAGGAUGGGUGCGGCUCUAAAAGAUCCAGAGACGAGAGCCCCGGCGGUGCUGUGCCUGGCUGAGCAGGAGUCCUCUCCGCCCAGCCUGGUGCCCGUGGCCCUGGCCCCCCCAGAGCAGCCGCUGGGGAGGCUGUACCCGGAGCUGCCCCAGGCCCAGCCCAGCCCGGCCGUGCAGGCCUUCACGCGGGAGCAGCUGCGGCUGUGGGAGCCGGGGUCCUGGCUGGAGAACGUGGAGCUCCACGCCGGAGAGUUUGAGGGAGCGGCGUACCAGGACGGCCACGAGCUGCACGAGCUCCUGCUGAAUUACUGGCGCUGCCGCAAGCAGCUGACCCAGGCCCACACCGAGCUGCAGGCCGCCAACUCCGACUGCAGGAGCGCCCAGAACCGCCUCUGGAGCUUCCGCGACGAGCAGCUCACCCUGCAGGGCUUGUGUGCGGACCAGGCCAAGGUGUGUGGUUACCACCGCUUCCAGCAGGUGGCGCUAAAGGAGGGUGUGGUGGGGGAGUUGAAGCUCCUGUUCGAGACCAGAGCAGAGCUGCUUCACCAGACGCUGGCGCUACACGCCUACACUACCAUGCUGUCCCGCCUGCAGGUGGAGUCCUACCUGUACCGUCUACUGAGCGCCAACCCGGCAACCAGGAGCGCCGGUGUACAGGAGUCAAACAUGGACCCAUCCGAGCCAAAGCCCCAGCCCUCAUCCCUGCAGCCGCUGAAGGAGAGCAUCAGUGUGCUGUUCAGCUUCACACGCAGAGUCCUGGAUGACGCUCAGUUCCAGAGCGACGUGCACCUGUGGCUGCAGAGGCUGGUGUCUGUCCUGCACAGGGUGGGCUCAUCUGGAGACCACCUGUACCUCCUCAGCCACCUCCUGCACUGCCCUGCAGGCGUGGGGAAAUGGGCUGCUCCCUUCCUGCAGAUCAAAGUCCUGGAUAACCCCUCUGGUGUGUUCCACUUCAUGCAAGCUCUGGCCAUCCUGAUGUCUCCUGUCAGGAACCGGGCGGACUUCCUGUGCCACAUGAAGCCAUGUGAGCCCAAGAGUAGCUCCACUGGCCAGUCCGGUCCCGGCUCGGGGAACUGGACUCUGGUUGACGAAGGCGGGGAGGAGGAUGAGGACCCAGAGACCAGCUGGCUGCUUCUAUCAGAGGACGACCUCAUCAUUCUCUUCUCCCAGUUCCCGUUCGACGAGCUCUUCAAACAUCUUCUUGGGAUGACCUCCAAAGGUAUCUACCAGCCCCAGGCCACCACCAGCCAGAAGAUGAUGAAGAUUUUUGCUUUCGCCUCUUCACUGGUGGAGCUGUUAGCUGUGGGCCUGCAGACGUACAACAGAGCCCGCUACAGGCAGUUUGUGAAGCGAAUCGGUCACAUGAUAAGGAUGACCUUGUGCUAUGUGAGUGACCACUGGGCCCAGUACGUCAGCCUGACUGGGGUUUCCCGGGCCACAGUGAAGGAGCAGUCCUUCUCCAUGGAGAAGCUGCAGGUGGAGUUUGACCAACUGUUCCUCAGGGCGGUGCUACAUGUGCUGGGGGCCAAGAGGCUGGGGAUCUGGCUCUUCAUGUCGGAGAUGCCGUACGGUACCCUCUCCAGUGCCAUGCUGUGGAAGAUCUUCUACAUAAUGCAGUGCGCUGAAACCGAGGGCCUGGACCAGCUGUGCUCCAGCCUGAGUACUGACACCUGCAUCCAGAGACUGAGGGAGCCGGCGCAGCAGGAGAGUUUUGAGCGCUGGCUGUCUGAGAUAAACAGCUCCGACGGGAUCUGUCUGCUGACCGCCUUCGCCCACAUGGCCCAGCCCAAACGCACCGACGCUGACCCAGAGUUCGUCAGGACCAUCGUGCUGCAGAUAUACCAGGUGUCCUAUGUUAGUGUGGCAACGAGAGAGACCUUCUCUAAGGUGGGGAGGGAGCUGCUGGCUGCCAUAGCAACCGCCCACCCCCACAUCAUAUCCGUACUGCUGGAGAGACUGCGGGAGACCAUCGAUAAAGUGGGCAUGGUGUCUCUGUACCUGUUCAAAGAGCUGCCACUCUACCUGUGGAGUCCCGCCCCCGGUGAGGUGGGGGUGAUCCGUGAUUGGCUGCUGGAUUAUGGGCUCCCCGCAGUGGAAAACAAACUGGCCUGCAUCGUGCUGGAGGGGCUCAACUGGGGCUUCCACACAAAUGGCGGAUUAGCACUGGACCCCUCCCUGCACACUGAGGUAGCCCUGCUGGUGGUGGAGGCCUAUCAGAAGUACCUCACAGACAAACCCUACGGGGGCAUCAUAUCAGAGAGCAUCAAACAGGUGUCUUACCUGGCCAAUGUGGUCCGCCUUGGCUACACCCCCGAGGCGUCCUUUAACCAAUGGGCUUGGGACCUUGUUCUGCGGCUGAAGCUCCAUGGUAACGAGCUCCGCCCCCAGGACGCCUGGUCACCCCUCCCCUCCACAAGCGGGCUGGUGCCCGAGGUCACAGACACUCCCACAAUGCACCCUGUCCUCAAAGCCGUCAGAGCCAGCAUCCCCAUCGGCUGCUUCCUGGCCAUCGCCAUGACCACCAUCGGACACAGCCUGGAGAAGUUCUGCAGUGAAGGGGUGGUUCUGCUGAAGACCCUGGUCCAGUCGCGGUACCUCAAAGCAGCAGUUCAUGUGCUGGACAACCUCCUGCCCCUGGUGUACCCCUGCCAGUUCUACCUGCUCAACAACGAACAGUUCCUGGGCUGCCUGCAGCUGUUUCUGCAGCUGGACAGCGGGACCCCCCAGGGUGUGACACAGCAGGUCACCCACAAGGUGGCACAGCACCUCAUCGGGACCCCCCAGGGAGAGAACAUCAAGCUGCUCAACAGUGUCAUACAGACCCACGUGUUGGAGAGCUCCAGGGCUGGUCGGGUAGGGGCGGUGGCUGUGUUGGAGUUCUGGAUGCAGGUCCUGACCAAUCAGAACCUCUGGCACCGGGACCGGACCGUGCUGCACCUACUGGACCACCUCAGCCGAGCGGCCUUCCUACACCAACAAGAGGAUUGUCUGCAGAAACUACUGUACCAGCAGCACAAGAAUGCCCUUGGUUACCAUGGAGACCGUGGCCUGCUCUCGUCCCUGGUUGGCUGGAUUGUGGCAGGGAACAUCACGCCCUCCUUCAUAGAGGGUAACGCGCUGACUGGGGAGGUGUGGUUCUCCUGGCUGGUGUUGAACAUGGAGUCCAUCUUUGAAGAGGAUUCCCAGCUGCGCCGCUGUGUGGAGCACGAGUUACUCAACAACCCUGGUCUCCCACCCGACCAGGCCCUCAAGAAAGCCCAGGUGCGGCUGAAGCUGCACGUGGUGCCGUCGCUGCAGAGGAUGAUGGUCUAUCGCUGGGCCCAGCAGGCCCUGGCCACGCCCGCAGACCACCCCCUCCUCCCGCUGGUCUGGCAGAAGUUCCUGCAGCUCUACCUUCGACAGCCUGGCCCCGAGUUUGGGUUAGAGGUGAGAGGCUGCAUCGGGAAGCGCUACUUCCACAGCGCCACACACACCACCCUGCUGAAAGACCUCCGGCAGCGGCUGGUGGAGGUUUCUGACUUCCACCAUGCAGCCAGCAAGGCCCUGAAGGUCCCCCGCCAAGGGGGAGAGGGGGACAGCAUCCCAGGGACCCCCAUCACCCAGUACAUGACCUCUCCUGAGCUGCACAUCGAGCUGGUCCGGCUCUUUGGUGUAUUUGCGGUAUGGUUAGAAGAUGAAAACUUUCUGAAGCAGGAAGUGUAUUUGCCCUCGUUGCCAAAGCAGUAUGAUGCACACAAGCUGGCCAAAAUCAUGCAGAACCAGCAGGAAGUGUGGAUGGAGUACAUGGAUAUUGAGCGUGUGCAGCAUGAGCUGGGGGAGGUCCUUAACCUGUGGGCCAGAGUGAGGGCGGAGCCUCUAUUCCUACAGAGCAGCAGCAACUCCAUCUUCACCGACUUCAUCAACCCGCAGGCUGCGAGGGAGCGCAUCCUGACCAACCUGAGGAAGCUGGAUGUCCCACAGCCGCCCGUGGGGCUGGUGCCCAUGAGAGCCCCUGUGCCGGACAUCUCCCCCGAGUGCCUGUCUGACCUGCCCUCCUCCUCCAGGCUCAUACAGCUGGACCUGAGCAAGCUGCAGCACCAGGCCAAGCUUGCAGCACUGCGGGAGACCCAGCAGGUGGCCCUGGACAGCGAGCUGUUGGAGGCUCUGCCCCAGCUCUACUGUAACCGCCCUGAGCAGCUCUCCCUGGAUCUGGAGUGCAGGGGCAGUGGGGGCCGGCCCUGCCAGGGCCCCGCCCUCAUCACCAUCACGUUUGAGGGGAUGCAUAAGAUGGAGCCGGUGCAGACGCAGAUCCAGUCCCUGAAGAGCGACAUCAAACAGCUGCAGGCCGACGCCACCCAGCCCCCCCCUCAGAGCCUGGCCGAGGCAGCCGUGCAUGUGGAGAACUUCAUCACGGCCCUGGUGAACGCGUAUAAGUUGGAGCCGACCCCUGCCACGCAGAAGGUGGGCAUCGCGGCGUUUUACCAGGUGGUGUCGUUCGUGUGUGAGGACACCCAACGCCACCCCCCCACUCGCCAGUUCUUCUCCUCCUGCAUCGAGAUCCUGGGACAGGUGUUUAUCCAGGGGGCGCAGUCCGAGUGUGGCCUUGUGCUCAGGACCAUCCUGCAGAACCGUCGGCUCUGCACCCUGCUGUCGCCCUAUUUCACCCCCAACGCCUCCGCCGGCCAGCUGGUGGCGCUGUACGAGGAGGUGGUGAAGGCCCUGCACGCUGACAGCGGAGACGUCAUCUUCAUGCUGCUCACCAAGUUUGACCUGAGGCAAUGGCUGUCAUCGGCUCAGCCCCUGUUCUCGGAGCGGAGCCGUCUGAUGGAGCUAGUGCACCUCGCACUGAGCGCGUGCGGACUGGAGCCCGAACAGGAAGUGCUGCUGCCCUUUAACCACUUCUGCAAGCACUGGACCCAGCUGCUGCAGCACCAGUUCCCCGACCACUACAGCGACUUCCUGCGGCUACUCAUGCAGAGUUCCUCGGAGCAGCUGUUGAGCCCUGACUGCUGGAGGGCAUCGCUCGCUGUGCUGGGCUGCUCCCCUCCGACCAGAAAGAGAGGAGCAAAGCCUGCUGGGAACGCCAAGGGAACCGCCUCCAUCUCCCUCUCCCCUCAACAGGUUGAUGAGACAAUCGAGUGGCUGUCCAAGUUCUUCCUGAAGCUCCGCCUGUCCAAAGCGGACUUCCGCAGUUUUGGGCUGUACUUCAAAUGGGGCCCCUACAUUGAGGAGGUGAAGCUGUUCUGGGCUCAUCUCAUCAACUACAUCAUCGACCAGCAACUCGCUGCGUGUGCCAAAGAGCCAGUGGGCAGCAACAAGACCAUCACAGCUCUUCAGAGUUUGCACUCGAAAAUCGUCAGCCUUUUUAAGCCUUGGAUUCUGGUCCUGGAUACGGAUGAUGUGAGUAACCCUCGCUGUUUCCCCUGGCUGGAGACGGAGACUUCCGCUGCAGGCAGCAUGGUGGCGCUGUUCACCCACUUCACCCACACCCUACAGGAGAAAUUCAGAGACCGGCUGCUCCCCGGGCAGGGCGGGGCUCUGAGGCUCCACCUCCUGCACUACUGUGACACCUGCACCGCCCCCAAGAUGCCUGAGUUCCUCCUGUACACCUACCACACCGAGUACUGCCGUCUGCCCUGGGGGGAGCUGUACCCCGACAACGCCCUCAUGAACCACUUCUUCAAGGUGGAGAGAGGAAGUCCAAAGAGCUGCUUCCUGUUCCUGGGGGGUCUCCUGUGUGAGGUGAACUGGAUCAGUGUCCUGAGCAGUGCCCUGGGGCCCCAGCCCUGCCCCCAGGCGCAGGACAUGGUCCCCUACCUCUUCUACAUGAUGGUGUUUCUGGCCAAGGAGGACCACCUGCUCAGCAAGCCUGACUCCCCCCUGCUGAGCCUGUUGGGCCAGUCCACCUCCCUUCCCUGGCACUUUGUGGAUUCUCCCUCCUACCAGAACAUCAUGGGCUACGUCAGCACCCACUACCCUCCCUCCCUCAUCCUCUGCCGAGACUCCGCCUCCCAGCUCAUCCUCAAACUGCUCAAAAUGGCCGCCGGAUUCGGCCCCGCCCCCGAGGGCACGCCUCACAGGGACAUGACUCUGAAGUGCCAGGCCUUCAUCCACCUGGCGGUGCAGUUCCUCACCGCUCUGGACCAGAGCGGGAGCAUCAGCACCGCCUCCCUGGAGAGCGAGGUGGAGAAGCUUCUGGAGUGCGUCAUGGUCUUCAACCCCCCAGAGACAGACCUACAGCAGAGACACAUGGCAUCCUGCAGUCUGUUUGCGGAGCUCUUGACGGUGUUGAACAGUGCGGGCGUGCCUGUGGCAGAGGGCUUGGGGGCCCUGCUCCAGGGCUGGGUGGGGCUCAGGGCCCGGGGCCCCCUGGCGCUCCCCCUCCUCACCGCAGCCUGCCGCUGCCUGGCCUCCGUGCGUCACAUGACCCGCACCACCGAGGCCUGCAUACAGGCCUACUUCAGCGACGGGGGCUGUGUGGAUCAGUACUCUGGCUGGGGUCCUAUCCUGGUGUCUCUGCAGGUGCCUGAGCUGACGGUGGAGGAUUUUAUCCGGGAGAGUCUGGAGCUGGGCAGCUUCCUGACGCUCUUCGUGUACGUGCUGCAGAAGCUCAACCAGGAGCAGACGCUCGUCAACGAGAAGAAAACCCUGGUGCUCCUCAACACCUGGAUCAGCCAGGUGUUCCCCAGCGGCCCUGCGGACGAGGCCAAGCUCUUCCUGUGGUGGCACAAGGCCCUGCAGCUGGUGGGGGUGCAGGUAGAGCAGGGCGGGGACGCGUGCGGGCUGGAGCCCCUCCUCCUGGCCCUCCUCUCCCUGCAGACCCGUCUGGCCCAGCUGGGGGAGGAGAGGUUCAACUCCGGCAUCCUGGGGGCCAUCGGCCUGGGCAGGAAGUCCCCCCUCUCUGGCAGGUUCCGCGUUGUGUCCCGCUGCCUGUCGGCGUUCCUGCUUGUGCAGGUUCCGUCAGAGAACCAGCUGCGUAUCCAGCCAGGAACCAACCUGCAGCUGUCCGUGAAAGCACAACAAGCUCUGGCGACUCUGGACAGCAUGCCCAGCAGUAAGCAGUACUCUGAGUUCCAGGAGCCACUGGCUCAGGCCUGCCAGUUCAUCCGCUACCCGGGGCACUGUCUGCUGGACGGCACCCGCCUCCUGGCCCUGCUGCUGAACUCCCUGUACGCCGAGCUGCACUACCUAGACAUCAUCCGCUAGCUGGCCUAGCCGAGCACCAGGGGCCCCAGGCCUGGGGUUGGGGCUGGAGCUCGCUGGCAGGACAGCACCCCCUGGUGGAGAGCUGCUGAAUCACACGGACAUACAGAGUCGGGUCCUACACUCAGACCAGGAGACAGGAUGUAGGGAGGAAGUGUAGCGUUCUGCUGUGGGGUGUGGCCUGUCUGUGGGCGGGGUCUCGGCCCUCUGUGGGUGUGGUUAGGCUCUGGGCCCGCCUCCCCUCUCCUCUGAGUUCAGGGUUCGAGCCUGCUGGAGCACCUUUGAGUUCCCAAACAAUCAGUGGUUCACAGAUGUGGCCUAUCAGCCUUGCGCUUUCGCUUUCUUUGAGCAAGGCCCCUAUUGAAUCCUAACAGCAAUACGCUUUGUCCAUCACUGCUUGAGAGAACAGGGGUGUGAUUCUGAAUGUACUGGCCUGGACGCUUGCGUAUCCACAUCCACAAUUUUCCGUUAGUAGCCUUUUUACUUUGGGGGAUUUUGCCAAACUCUUUCAAAUGAAAUCCUGCAGGAUUGUGGGUGAUUCGGUGUGCUUUAUAGACUUUGCCUUUUGGCUUCCUCACCCUGUCUAUUCUAAGCAUUCAAGGAGGCCAAUUUUGUAUCAUUUUGGAGGAUACUGGGAUAAGAGUAUGCUAUAGCAGAACAAGACACCGUGUCCUGUGUAAGUAUGAUGUCCAACGUGAAGCUUGCACUAAAGUUAUCUGACUGGAAUGAUUUCUUAGUCAAUAGUGAUAGUAUAUGCUUCAUUUUUGCUUGUAAUAUAUAAAGGUGUAUAACAGAUAAAAAUAUAUUAGAACAAAGUUUUCAAGAUUAAGUUGUAAUUUAAAAUGCUUAAUGUCCAAUGUUGCAUUUAGCCAAAUAUUUAAAAUCACUAUGUACACAAUGUUCUUCUCUUUAUCAUAACUCUUAUUGGCCACGUGCUACGUUCAGAGAUUCACCCACAUGUGAAUGGAAUUUGGCAUUCGCUGCAUCACAAUGUUUUCAGUCUGAAUGAGGUUCUCUGAACAAAGUGUUGCCCACACCAACAGAACAUGUAGACAUACCGUAUACCUUAUGCUAACGUCCAGCAUGCUAACUGCGUUAUGUUCCCUAGCCUGCUGCAUCUCAAAGCGUGCACUAGAAGUGAUGGCAGCGCACUUACAGGAAGCAAGCACACCGACAGAUCAUGGACUAUUUGCAAGCCUUCACUGAGGAAGCUGAAAUGUCAUAUUUUUAUUGUAUUUGUUUUGCACAACUUUGACUGCAUGUGUCCAGUGGCUUGAAGGCAUUGCAUAAGUCUAGAAAAUGAUCAGAGGCGUGGGGGUAAAUAAAUCUUGUUAGUUUCUUAUUAUGUACACUUUGAUCAUGUGGCAGAUGGCUGCUAAGAUGGGCAGCAUUUACUCAGAGCUUUAGUUCUGAAUAUGAGGCCUAAAAUGUCCCCCUGAGACUUCUCCACUCAGGGUUGCCAAAUGUGGUGACAAGUAAAUAUUUAUUUCAACCGGCACAUUUUAACUUUAAUUCAUUUUAGAAACUUUAAAUUGUCAUAAAAUAGUAUUGGUUGAAUUGUCCACUUGGAGAAAAGCCUGCUUAAAUCACCCACUCCCUGAGCUGAUGUGACUGAAAUGGAGCUGACCCAAACUCUGCCAUUAACCAGCUCACCGCUAUGCCAGUUCAGUGUGUCACAAUAGAACACCAAGGAUUCUGACAGUACACAUAAGCACACACGUUUUCAAGUGUUCAUAACGCUUAAGGAGAGAAAACCAAGUUUGUAAAGGAUUCUUGACAUGGUCACCGUGUCAUAUUACCCCACAGAUGUUCACAGUGUUUUACAUGCCUUAACUAUGUGCUUGCAGUGUGUUGUGGUAUGUUUUGUGCCAUAUUUGUGUUUGACUGAGCGCACCGUUUGAUUGCAGUCAGUGUAUACAAUAAAAUGCCAGUUAAGCUGGUUGUACAUUUCCGUCUGUUUCUAAAUAAGACCUACCUUGGACCACUGUCGAUGUGAUCAAAUAAAGACAUUGGUUGUAUAA